CCAGCGCUCCAGUGCUGAAAAUUGGUGUCUGGAACAUUCUUCUGUCUUCGCGAUCGUAGUGGACAGUGGUUGGUUGUUCUAUGUGCCAGAAAUUUCGUAUCUGUGCCGGUGGAUGAUUUGCCGGAUUUUUGCUGCAUAGCUCGAGCAUUUGUUGUUGUUGUUUGUUGGUGGUUGAUUCCGUGUAACGUAUUUGCGCUUUCACAGCGUUGGUAAAUAUUUUUAAGCUGUGAAAUGGCCGCAAUGUCCGUUAUAGGAAUUGAUUUUGGCAACGAAUCGUGUUAUAUAGCAGUGGCAAGAGCUGGUGGAAUUGAAACUAUUGCGAAUGAUUACAGUUUGCGAGCAACACCAUCAUGCGUCGCAUUCAGUGGGAAAAAUCGAAUAUUGGGCGUCGCAGCAAAGAACCAAAUGGUAACAAACAUGAAAAAUACCAUAUAUGGGUUUAAAAGACUUCUUGGUCGAAAAUUUAGUGACCCAUACAUACAGCAGGAAGUGAAGCAUUUACCAUACAGGAUUGUUCAGCAUGGGAAUGGCGGAAUAGGUGUUAAGGUGAAUUAUUUGGAUGAAGAACAUGUGUUUUCUCCAGAACAGAUAACAGCAAUGUUAUUUACCAAACUGAAAGAUAUUUCAGAGGUGGCACUGAAAACUAAAGUGAAUGACUGUGUUAUAUCGGUUCCAUCAUUUUUUACUAAUGCUGAACGUAAAGCUCUGCUGGAUGCUGCUAGCAUUGCUGGUCUGAAUAUCUUGAGGCUAAUGAAUGAGACUACCGCUACAGCAUUAGCAUAUGGCAUUUAUAAACAGGACCUACCAGCUCCUGAGGAAAAACCACGCAAUGUGGUCUUCGUUGACUGUGGCCAUGCAUCCUUGCAGAUUUCUGCUUGCGCUUUCCACAAAGGGAAACUAAAGAUGUUGGCUAGUGCAGCAGACCCACAACUUGGUGGCAGGGACAUUGAUGAGAUACUAGCAAAUCAUUUCUGUGUUGACUUUCAAUCGCGUUAUCGAAUUGAUCCUCGUAAUAAUCCCAGAGCUUAUCUGCGCCUCACUACAGAAGUUGAAAAACUGAAGAAACAAAUGUCUGCUAAUUCUAUGAAUCUUCCAAUGAAUAUAGAGUGCUUCAUGGAUGAUAAAGAUGUUCAGGCAUCAAUGAAUAGGGCAGAAAUGGAGAAACUUUGUGCCCACUUGAUUCAGAGAGUUGAACACACGAUGCGCAAAUGCCUGCAGGACUCAGGUCUGCGACUUGAUGAAAUACAUUCCGUUGAAAUUGUUGGUGGGUCUAGCCGCAUACCUGCAAUUAAACACCUUAUAGAGACGGUUUUCGGCAAGUUACCAAGUACAACUCUUAAUCAAGAUGAAGCUGUAGCAAGAGGCUGUGCUCUACAGUGUGCUAUGCUUUCACCAGCUAUUAGAGUGAGAGAAUUUAGUGUUACUGAUAUCCAGACCUAUCCCAUUAAACUAGUGUGGGAUGCAUCAAUGGGUGAAGAUGGAGAAAUGGAAGUGUACACACAAAACCACCCAGUACCAUUCUCAAAAAUGUUGACGUUUUUCCGCAAGGAGCCAUUCUCAAUAAAAGCUUAUUACGUUGGGAACAUACCUUACCCGGAUCCUUACAUUGGACAAUUUAUUGUAAAAGAUGUAAAACCUACUCCGGAAGGAGAGAGCCAAAAAGUUAAAGUUAAAGUUCGCGUUAAUCUGCACGGGAUAUUAUUGAUCAGCAGUGCAUCACUUACAGAGAAGAAAGAAGCUACAGAACAAGAUUCGCAAGAAGACACAUCAAUGGAAAAUGAUUCACAGAGUGCUGCAUCUCAAGCAGGCAGUCAGAAUGAUGCACAGGCUGAACAGGCAGCAAAUCAACAAAACCAUAUAGGUGGAGAGGAUGAUGCAGAAGGACAAGGAAAUACUGAGAAGAAAGAGGCAUCAAAAAAGAAAAAGAUAGUGAAAACAGUCGAUCUUCCUAUAGAGUCUUAUACUCAUGGCAUAUCACAACUAGAUCUGAAUAACUACAUUGAACAAGAGUGCAAAAUGAUUGCAAGUGACAGGCAAGAGAAGGAACGUAUUGAUGCUCGCAAUGCUUUGGAGGAAUAUGUAUAUGAUCUUAGAGGCAAACUUAACAGUGAUGAAGAACUUGCAACUUUCGUUAAUGAUGCUGAUAGAACAUCGCUUUCACAGCAGUUGGAUGAAACUGAAAAUUGGCUGUAUGAAGAGGGAGAGGACUGUAAUAGACAAGUUUAUGUUGAUAGACUGUCAUCAUUGAAGACUCUGGGUGAGCCCAUAAAGAUGAGGCGUCAGGAAUUCGAACAGCGCUCUUGGGUACUAGAGGAAUUUGGAGCGGCCCUUCAGUUAACUCGAAAGGCAGUAGAUCAGUGGAGGGCUGGAGAAGAGCGAUAUAACCAUUUGGCGGAAGCUGAUAUGCAGCAGGUUGAGCAGAAAGUUGAACAGUGCCACAGAUGGUUAGAGGAGAAGAGGUCCCAACUGGCUUCAACACCACGUACUCAAAAUCCACCAAUUACUGUUGCACAGAUUAGGCAAGAGAAGCAGGCUUUUGACAGUGCUGUAAGUCCGGUACUGAACAAACCAAAACCCAAAGUGGAGCCGCCGCCGCAACAGAAUAAAGAGGGUGAAACCAAAGAUGCUCAGGGUGAUAGUUCGAAAACAAAUUCCCAGAAUGAGCAGACGGAGGAAAAGAUGGAUGUAGAAUAAAUUGCAAUAGAUUGCAUUCUAACAUGGCAUUAAAUAUGACGCGUUCAUUUAAAACUGAUAACUUUAUUUAUUAUUGCAGUGAGUUAAUGCAAUAAAGUUGUCAAGGUGAAUAUGUUGGUGACUGUUAAGAAAUGCGAGAGGUUAAACAUAACAAACUGACACAGCUGCUGAUGCAGUUACACGCUUGACAGUAGUUUCACAUUGUGUCGGCUGCUAACAUCUUCAGGAAUUUAAAUAUCGCAUUACGUGUGUUGUUCCUGUGAAUUGCUGUAAAGAAGUCAUUGCUCCAAAUCGGGGUACCUGUUAAUACAACAACUGGUGCCCUUGUAUAUGAAGUCAGUAUUGUUGCACAUUAUUCCUGCUAGAAUGUUAAUUGUUCUGAAGACGUCUCAUAAAUGUUUUUUUGUAAACAUAAAGAGUGUCCUGUGUUUGUGCAGUUCGGCUGUUUGCAUAUGUUUCGCAUGCAACUGAAGCUAUCAAAUUGCUUUCUUCCCAUUGUUCCUUAAGCCACUUCAUUUUUUCUGUGUAGUAGGAGGCCUACCACUUAAACCAGGUGCAUAAAACUUUAGAAACUGUUUGAUUUUAUCUAAUAAGUUAAUGCAUCUGAGCAAACUGAACAUAAUGCAUUUAAAUAUUAUAAUAAAUUGCAGUGAAAUUUGUUGUAAA
Schistocerca nitens (vagrant locust) is the source of this 3360-nucleotide messenger RNA. It is a transcript of the gene Hsc70Cb, whose product is annotated as heat shock 70 kDa protein 4. Bases 232 to 2694 code for a protein of 820 amino acids. Gene Ontology annotation, cellular component: nucleus; cytosol. Lineage: Eukaryota; Metazoa; Arthropoda; Insecta; Orthoptera; Acrididae. Gene Ontology annotation, biological process: protein folding. The record is from RefSeq and is a predicted model, not a curated record. Gene Ontology annotation, molecular function: ATP-dependent protein folding chaperone; ATP binding. The transcript has 13 exons.